CAAAAAAUUUCUGGCAACUCUAACUUUGACGUACAUAUGUAUGACGGAAAAGUCAAUCGAUAAUUUUUUCACUCGGUCGAUAUUUUCGUUUUUCUUCGAUACACAUAGACCAUAAAUUUGUUAAAGAUAUUAGAAGAAAAAGGCUUAUGAUACGUAAAUUUCUUUCAUAAAUAUUUAAUGUUGAACAAGCUUUGUAUAUAAAAAAGCAUCGCGAAGAAAUUCCAAAAUUAUAAUUAACUAAAGGGGUACUGCACAGUACUUGCCAUUUUAUAAGUUUUGGCGAUGUGAAUUAUAUGACAUUGAAGAAGUGUAAUAUUUAUUGUUACUUCAAUUGUUCCUGUUGAGAAUUCUUCUAAUUUGCUGUCAGAAUAUUGAAGUGUUUGGAAAUUGCCAUACUGUUGUAUUGUCGACGACUCACAAAAAGGAUUAAACGCUGCUGUGACGUGGAUUUGUAGACGCAUUAGCGAAAGUAUUCAAUGUUUAAAUACAAUUCUGAUUAGACAAUUGUUAUAUUGGAUGGUUCAUAGUUACGCCACAGAUUACGGAUCGUACGUCCAUCUAGAACACUUGGAGAAGAAGAACAUAUCAUUGAUGCAUAUUUGAUUGUUAAUCUAUGGCAUCAUUAUGGUUAGCACCAAUCUCGUGGUGCCCGUAGUAUUAUGGGGUCCAACUGCCCCCACUCAUUGUGUUUCGAGUGUAUUUCUUUCAGACGACCAAACUACAUUAGCUACUGGUUGUUACGAUGGCCAAAUCUGCCUGUGGCAUGUUGAGCCCAUCACAUUAAAAAUGUCGCCUCGGUGUCUUUUGGUUGGUCAUUCCGCCCCAAUUACAUGUUUAGUGCGCGCCUCGAUAAUUGCAGACAACAAUUUUCUUGUAAGCUCAUCCGAAAACGGUGAAAUGUGCACUUGGGAUCUUGUGGACGGAAAAUGCACCGAAUCAGUAAAACUACCUCAAGUUCAUACGCAAAUCCAGAGUUACCAUACAGCUAAUAGUGAAGAUGCCCGUCUCUUUUGCAUUGGCUACUACCCAGAGAUUAUGGUCAUGGAUCCAUUUAGUCUGGAAGUUAUAUAUGUUCUGAGUUCUAAGGUAAAACCCGAUUGGAUAUCUGCACUACACGUUUUAAGGCCAAUGCGGCGCAAAGAUGACGUGGUAUUGGCCAUAACAACCACUGGUACGGUAAAAGUGUGGACGUUAAUUGGUAAUGAAAACAAGCAUGCCGAACCUAUUUAUGAAAAUGAGUCUAAAGAGAUACGUUGCUUGAAUGCUAUCACGAUGAAUUGUUGCUCACAAAAUCAGCGAACAGUUCUUGUUGUUUGCACGAAAUAUUGGCAGAUCUAUGACGCUGGUGAUUUUACUGUUUUGUGUUCUGUUAUCGCGCCUGCUAGAGAACGGUGGCAAGGGGGAGAUUUCAUUACUUCAGAUCGUGUCAUGUUGUGGACAGAUGAGGGCAAGGGAUACCUGUAUAAGCUGCCUGCCAAUUGUAUACCCGAUAACAAAGAGUUUCACUCCAAAAGUGUUGUCCGGGAUGCACCUUAUCUGUAUUACUUACUUCAGCAGCCUGGUGAUAAAAUACUUUCCUGCCCUCCUGCCAUGAAACUCUUGAAAUAUCAAAAAGAAGACAAAAUUACUGUUUCGCUUUUGUUGCGAGGAGAUUCUGAGGGAUAUAUAUCGGUGUGGAAUGUACCAGAUGUUCCUAUUGACAACAUAAGCAUAUUACAGGCUAAACAAAUGCCAUCACGCGUCUUGAAACCCACCAUUUAUACAUCGCUUGUUGAAGCAUGGUCAAUGAUGGAUCCCCCACCCGUCGGAAUCCUCGAUCAAUUGUCUCGUAUAACUGACUUCCCGGUCAAAUUGACUUCGAGUAUUUAUUUGCCUCAACAAAGUCGUUUAGUGAUAGGACGCGAAAAUGGAUCUAUUGUUAUUGUCCCAGCCACUCAGACUGUCAUGAUGCAACUUUUAAUCGGCAUCAAACAAAAUUUGAGCGAAUGGCCCUCACAUCAAAUACUCUACGGUCAUAGGGGUCGUGUCAAUUGCUUGCUAUGCCCGUCAAUGGUUCAUCAGCGCUAUGAAAAAUCUCAUCUUUUAUCAGGAGGUGUUGAUUUUGCAGUGUGCCUUUGGGAUUUAUAUAGUGGUUGCCUAUUGCAUCGUUUUUGUGUUCAUGCUGGUGAAAUAACUCAGCUUCUGGUUCCUCCUGAAACAUGUAGCCCACGAAUUUUAAAAUGCAUUUGUUCUGUUGCCUCAGAUCACUCAGUAACUUUGCUUAGUUUGCAGGAGCGAAAGUGUGUAACUUUAGCUAGUAGACAUCUAUUCCCAGUUGUAACUAUUAAAUGGCGCCCUUUGGAUGAUUUUCUGAUAGUCGGUUGUUCUGAUGGCUCAGUGUACGUAUGGCAAAUGGAGACUGGACAUUUAGAUCGAGUUUUACAUGGCAUGAUAGCAGAAGAAGUAUUAAUGGCUUGUGAUGAGCAAGUUUCAGAUGAUUCCACUGUAACUAAUUCCUCGAACUCUGAACUCGGUCUGGCAAAUCCUGCUGUACAUUUCUUUCGCGGUCUUAAAUCACGCAACAUGAAUGCUAUACGCCACGCCACGCAACGGGGAAUACAUCAACUGCAGCAGUUGCAAGGACACCAUCAGGGUAAUUUCGACUUUUUAAUGAAGCAUCGCAGCAACCCAUUGGUAAUCCAAGGUCUCCGUACAAACCCCAAAGAUGCCGAAAGUCACAUUUUGUUUUUUGAUAUUGAGGGACUAAUAUUUGAGUUACAUAGCGAAGAGUACGCUAAAAUGAACGUAGCCGAUUUAGAAGCAUUAGGUAUUAUUUUAAAUAGUCAAAAAGAAAAGGUUUUGCACCUGGAAGCUUCUAAAAAGAUCAGCGAUUUUUUUGGAAAAGUAAAAAAUAAGGCAGGAGAUAUGGAGAAAAUCCUGAAAGACAAAGACAAGCAUGGUUUAGUGCAAAAGUUUAAAGAGAAAACUGAGAUAAUGGAGAAGAAAGUCCAGGCGAAAGUACAAGAGAGUCUGCAAAAAGUUGUAGAUACACAAGAAUCGGAAAGCAGUAAAAUUGACCUGAAAAGCAAAAUUGCGUCCAAAAUGGAAGUUACUCAUGUCAUGGAAGUUGCUCAGUUAUUACUAUCACUGUUGCAUUCAUGGGGCCUGGAUCCUCAUCUCGACAAGGUAUGCGAGUCUCAAUUGGGCUUGCUAAGACCAAUGGUACCGAUAUCCUUUGGCAUUCUUUCAAAAGCGGGUUAUAUGUCUUUGCUUCUUCCUACAUGGCAAAACAACUUCAAUAUACCAGAAGAUCUUAUAAUACCGUGUACUUCUAAGAGACGUGAUAUGCCCGAUGAAUUGAAACGACUGGAACAAUUGACCGCUGUUUUCACAUCUCGCCUACACUGGGAACUCAGCACUACGCUUACAUCCAAUCAUAUACUUGCAAUGGUCGCAAUGUCAAAUACGUUGUUGUCCAUGAGUUCGGCCUCAUUUUUACCAGAGAGUGAACGCAGUAAAAAACUGAUGCGGUUGAGUCAACGCGCUGAUUCAACCAUGACAAUCGAAGAGGAACAUGAAGAGAUAUUGGCCCAUCACAUGUCACAAAUUAAGCAAGGUUGGAGUCUGCUGUCGACACAUCAUUGCUUCUUGUUGCCGGACAAAAUUGAAGCUCUUGAACCAAAAAGGUUUAAGCGACCUCAAGUAGAAAUGAUGGCCAAACGCUGGCAACACCAUUGCAUUGAAAUUCGUGAUGCCGCACAACAGAUUUUACUAGGAGAGUUAAGGCGUAUGGGAAAAAGAGGACGUAAGCAAUUGGUAGAGAGCUGGGCCCAAUAUUUGCCCUUAUAUACACAUACUGAACCAAUUGUGCAACAAACACACCAUCAGCAACAGAACAGUUCCAAUGGGCACUACAAUACAGCUAGCAAUGUCGUAGUAGGCAGUGGAAACGGAACCCUACCAAGCGGUGACAAUAUCGAGGAAGAUUAUGAAGAAGAAGAAGAGGAAAUUAUACGUAAACCCUCUAGUUUAUCGGAACUAAAGCGCAAACAAACCACGUCCGUUAUAUUAUUGGGAGUUAUUGGAGCUGAAUUUGGCCAAGACAUAGAUCAAGAUUCGCAAAGUCGUGGUGGCAUCGCCAUCGGAGAACGUCGAAAAUCAUCAGUGGUUGAAGGCUUUGGUAUUGCAAAUAAUCUAGCACGUUUAACUUCAAUGGCCUUAGCUCAUUUGUUGUAUGCACCGCCGUCCUCUAAAUUACCUCGAUAUACCCCACUCAGACGAGCGGCUGUUGAUCUCCUUGGACGAGGUUUUAUAGUUUGGGAACCUUAUUUGGACGUUAGCAAAGUUCUCCUAGGUUUAUUAGAAAUCGCAUGUGAAGGUAAAAAUGUACCUAAUCUCAAUUACAAACUUCCGCUCACACCUCAAGCGGAUGCCUGUCGUACAGCUCGCCAUGCUUUACGUUUAAUAGCGACAGCGAGGCCGGCAGCUUUCAUAACCACUAUGGCCCGUGAGGUGGCACGAUAUAAUAGUAUGCAACAAAAUCCACAAUCGAUUAAUGUGCCCCUUACGCAAUCUGUGUUGUAUAAGGCAAAAGGUGAAAUUCUCCAAUGCAUUGAGAUGUUAAUUGAUAAAAUGCAGGCCGAAAUAGCCGGACUAUUGGUAGAGGUAAUGGACAUUACCUUGCACUGUGUGGACAAUGCAGAUUUGAAAAGUAAGGGGCUGGUGGAAGUAUGUCCAUCUAUUUGUCGUUUUAAUCAAAUAUCGCAUUGUCCACACUCUCGCCGUAUAGCGGUAGGUGCGAACAAUGGCCAUUUGGCCUUGUACGAAUUGCGUCAAAACAAGUGUCAUAUGAUACCGGCCCACACACAUCCAGUUACUUCUCUGGCAUUUUCACCAGAUGGUAAAUACUUGGUUUCGUAUUCGUGCAGCGAGAAUCGUUUGUCCUUCUGGCAAACAAGUACGGGAAUGUUUGGCCUUGGGCAAUCUCAAACUCGGUGCACAAAGGGUUACUCGACAGCACCCAUACCAGACGUAUCACGUCUCAAUCCAAUGCGAUUGGCGAAACUUGUUUGGAUCAACAAUCGGCAAGUAACGCUGAUGUUGGCGGAUGGAUCUGAAACGCGUUUCAAUAUUUAAAUGCGAUUUUCCAAAGUAUCUUUAUGUAUGCAAGCGGAUAUAUUAAAAUUGCCAAUGAUUCAAUUGCGAAAUGUCAACAACACAUAUAUUUGUAUAUGUACGUACUUUAGGGAAUAUAUUUCUGUUAGACUUCGUGUUCAGAGUUUCAGUCCAUGUAUUUGUUACAUGUAUUUUUGUCUAUUGAAGAUGAACGACAUAAAUGUAUUUGUAGAUAAAUUGUUGUUAAACAUAACUAAAACUAUAUAAAUAAUUGUUAAUGCAAUGUUAAAAAUGUUUAAAAAAAAGGGCAUGUUUAUUUUUAUUUUAUACAUAAUUAUAAAACAAACAAACAAACGCACUCACACGCGCAACUUCCGCGAGUAGGAUUGAAGAAGAGAAUAGAGGAGUGAGAAAGCUGUGAAUAGGAUUGCGUGCGAUAACAUAGUACAUACACAAUUGUGAUUGAUUUAUUUAUUUAUUUAUUAUUUUUAUUUUAUUUUUGUUUUUUCUCUUUUCUUUUUGUUGAAAACGAAAAUUUAAUCUCUUUGUAUGUGUGUAAAAAUUUCAACAGAGAACAGCUAUAUAUUUAUUGGCACAAAUACGCAGACACAAGAGCACGUCAAAGUAAAAUAGAAAGAAA
Messenger RNA from Glossina fuscipes, 5734 nucleotides. RefSeq names its product WD repeat-containing protein 7 (gene Rbcn-3B). The transcript has 2 exons. Bases 625 to 5115 code for a protein of 1496 amino acids. Lineage: Eukaryota; Metazoa; Arthropoda; Insecta; Diptera; Glossinidae. Gene Ontology annotation, cellular component: cytoplasm. Gene Ontology annotation, molecular function: protein binding. The record is from RefSeq and is a predicted model, not a curated record.